GCUCCGGCCGCGGUGCGCUUUGGCAGUCGGUCAAGUGCUUGGCAGCGUCACGUUUACGGCCUCACGCGUGUGUUUAGGGCAUUUAUGCGAUAGCUGUGGUCCCUCAAGUUGUCUCAAGUUGUGAGAGCCUGAAACCCGCCAGGAGAGCGCGGGGUUUUCGGCCUUUUAUCGACGGCUGUAACCGUCGGGGGGCGUUCGAGAGGGGUCCUGGCUACUUUUAUGUGGCUCCGAGGUCCUCAUAGCACUGCCAACAUCGCCGGUCUGCUUUGGCUUGCAAUUUCACGCGCCCAGUUAUAAUUGACUGGCGCGCUGAGUAGAUCAAGCAACCACUGCACGCACAAACUUUUGCUUCGGCAAGAGUCCCGCUUGUCCCGCGCGCCCCAGACGCCGCAAACAGCACCAGAGCGCACAACCCUGCACCAUGGGCAAAACACCGGAAGAAAAAGCCGCGAAGAAGGCGAAGAAGGCCGCGAAGGCCGCGAAGCUCGCGGCGAAGGCCGGCGGCGACGCCACGCCGCCGCUGAGCCCCGCGGACGAGAAGGCCGCGCGUAAAGCGGCAAAGAAAGAAAAAAAACGCAAGGCCGCCGAGGCCGAGGCCGCCGCCGCCGCGCCCCCGGCCGACGACAAGGCCGCGCGCAAAGCCGCGAAGAAGGCGAAGAAGGAGGCCAAGGCCGCGGCGGCGGCCGCCGAGGCGCCCGCGGCCGAGCCCGCCGCGGCGCCGCCCACGCCCACGAACGGCGACGAGGUCAAGAGCGUCUUCUGCACGAACCUCGCGUGGGCCAUCGACGACGACGCGAUCAAGGCCCAUUUUUCAGAUGCGGGCGACAUCCUGCGCAUCAAGUGGAUCGAGGAUAGAGACACGGGCAAAUUCAAGGGCAUGGGCGUCCUGGAGUUCGCCGAUGCGGCGACGGCGUCGAAGGCCGUCGAAAUGAAGAACGAGACUGAAGUCCUAGGGCGGACGAUGUACUGUCGACUCGACAAGCCGAAGCCCAAGAGUGACCGACCGGUCAGGCAGCCCAAGGCCAAGCCGGAGGGGUGCUGCAAGCUGUACUGCGGCAACCUGUCGUACGAUAUUGAUGAUGCCGCUCUCCGAGCGUUCUUCGAGCCUUUGGCGCUGUCGGCCAUAAGAUGGGUGACGGACCGCGAGACCGGCGAUUUUAAAGGAUGUGGGUUUGCCGAGUUCGCGUCCACCGAGGACGCGGACCAAGCCUUCCUCAAACAAGGCCAGGUCCUCAUGUCGCGGCCGGUGCGCUUGGACUGGGCCGAGGACAAGCCCAAGAAGUGGGAGCAGUAGUAGUUC
This is a messenger RNA of Pelagomonas calceolata, 1300 nucleotides long. The record is from the annotation of a GenBank genome assembly. NCBI's taxonomy places the organism in Eukaryota, Pelagophyceae, Pelagomonadales, Pelagomonadaceae.